UCUGAGCGUUUCCCUCCCUCCGGGGCUGGGCCUGCCCGGGCUGUCCCGGAGCCACCUUCCCGCCGCGCGCACGUUAGCUGUGUCGUGGCCACCGCCUCCAGGCAGCCCGCAGCAAGCCAGCUUUGCAGCCCUACAAGCGCAGCGCCCUCUCACCGCGAUGCUGUGCUUCCUCAGGGGAAUGGCCUUCGUCCCAUUCCUGCUGGUGACUUGGUCCUCCGCAGCCUUCAUCAUCUCCUACGUGGUCGCGGUGCUCUCUGGCCACGUCAAUCCCUUUCUCCCCUACAUCAGUGACACAGGAACGACGCCUCCAGAGAGUGGGAUCUUUGGGUUCAUGAUAAACUUCUCUGCAUUUCUUGGUGCAGCUACGAUGUACACAAGAUAUAAGAUAGUGGAGAAGCAGAACGAGACCUGCUACUUCGGCACCCCUGUUUUUAACUUGGUGUCAUUGGUUCUCGGAUUGGUGGGGUGUAUCGGAAUGGGCAUCGUAGCCAAUUUCCAGGAGUUAGCUAUGCCGGUCAUCCAUGACGGUGGAGCCCUUCUGGCUUUCGUCUGUGGUGUGGUUUACACGCUCCUGCAGUCUAUCAUAUCCUACAAAUCAUGUCCCCACUGGAACAGCCUCACCACGUGCCACGUCCGGAUGGCCAUCUCCACUGUCUCCUGCGCAGCCGUCGUCCCCAUGAUUGCCUGUGCUUCCCUAAUUUCGAUAACCAAGCUGGAAUGGAACCCAAAAGAAAAGGACUACGUGUAUCAUGUAGUGAGCGCCAUCUGUGAAUGGACCGUGGCCUUUGGUUUUAUUUUCUAUUUCCUAACGUUCAUCCAAGAUUUCCAGAGCGUCACCCUUAGGAUAUCCACAGAAAUCAAUGAUGACUUUUGAAAGGGCGAGAAUCCUGUCUCACCCAGUGAAGGUCACACCACGCAGUUUCUGGAAGUGGCACAGAGGACGGACGGGCUUGGAUGUCACCCAGAUCGGGACACAUCUGUGGCACAUCCAGGACUUGAAUUUCAUUAAGAAUUCCUAAUAGUUGGUCUAUUUACAAAGGUAUGUUUUCCUAGACAAGUGGAUAGCAUCGAUGGCACGGUAGCAAUAUUUUUAUACCUAAGGCACUCUUUAUAUGAACAAAUUCAUAUAUGCGGAAAAGAUGAGGCGUAACAGAAAAUGGAGGAUUAUUUUUAUAUAGAUUCUUUAGACUUUAUAUAGGAAUGAUUUAUGAAAAUACAUGAAGAGAAAAAAAUAUUUAGUACUCUUUU
Acomys russatus (golden spiny mouse) is the source of this 1248-nucleotide messenger RNA. RefSeq names its product DNA damage regulated autophagy modulator 1 (gene Dram1). Gene Ontology annotation, cellular component: lysosome. The transcript has 7 exons. The record is from RefSeq and is a predicted model, not a curated record. Lineage: Eukaryota; Metazoa; Chordata; Mammalia; Rodentia; Muridae. Gene Ontology annotation, biological process: regulation of autophagy. The coding region runs from base 158 to 874 and encodes 238 amino acids.